AUGGCAAAACCAAAGCGUAUGAGCGAGAUCUUCACAUCCUCAAGCGACAAAAACGCAUCUACCGCUCUCCCAACCACAACCCCGCCUUACUCAAGCGAAGGACCAACCCUACCCAUUGUUGGAAUCGCAAAGAAAUCAAACGUACAACAAGUCGACGCGAAAACUAGCAAGAAACGAAAAGCACAAGACCAGAGCUCCAACACCGUAACAACAAACUCACCACCCACCGUUCACCCAUCACUCUAUACCCCUUGGAUCCUCUUACCCGUCGAACUCCUCAAGCUUCUCGAAUCUCAAACCCGACUACGCGGCACGCAAAACGUGAUACCAAUUGUCUUCACGAAAAAUCAGAAUGUCAAGACAGGGAUCAAUCGGCUAAAGAUGCUCCUCGGCGUGUCUCCAAACACUGCAUCAACCAUCGAAACAAGAGAUGCAAUGAAUCAUAAAGACCUAGUCAUUGCCAUCUCAGCGCAAGGCGAUGGCACAACGAAGUUGGUUGGCAUUGUAGAUAUGACGAGACGGAUCGUCGCUUCGGGGAACAGCGAUGAAAAGGCAGGGAAAGAGAUAGAGACAUGGUUGAUGUAUACAGUCCUCACGAGUAUCAAGGCUGAGAGGCGGGCAAAGAACAAGACUAAAGAAGUAGAAGAUACGCAGGAGACACAGGAGGAGGAAGCUUUUGAGCCUAUGGAAAUUGAUAAACAGGAAGACACAGAUAAGAACGUCGAGAUGAGGAAGGUUCCAGUACUCACUGUUUGGAUGACGAAGAAGCGUAUACCAGAAUUUCGGGAUGCUUUCGGAGAGCAGUCGUUCCAAGUGCAGAGGCAUGAAGAUCUGGACUGA
Dothidotthia symphoricarpi CBS 119687 is the source of this 840-nucleotide messenger RNA. RefSeq lists its product as uncharacterized. The transcript has a single exon. Lineage: Eukaryota; Fungi; Ascomycota; Dothideomycetes; Pleosporales; Dothidotthiaceae. Bases 1 to 840 code for a protein of 279 amino acids. The record is from RefSeq and is a predicted model, not a curated record.